This is a messenger RNA of Geodia barretti, 3110 nucleotides long. The record is from the annotation of a GenBank genome assembly. NCBI's taxonomy places the organism in Eukaryota, Metazoa, Porifera, Demospongiae, Tetractinellida, Geodiidae.
UCGCGCGAGGAUUAUCGAUUCGCGAGACAACACCCACUAGCGUGGUGGGGCGCCUUGUUUACACCCACCCUCCGGACCUCAUCUUCCGUCCUGCUAAGGGACCAGGGUUUCCACCCAGAGGUGCAAGAUGAGCUCUGGGUGUGGGGAAGCGGCGGAGGGAGAGCAGCCCGCCCGCCGCCCCAGCGAGCAGGUCAAGUUCGGCCGGGACCUCUUCAGCCUACAGCUGGAGGUGACGGAGAAACUAAUGGAGGCAGAGGAGAAGAAACUGAAGGUCCUAAAGUUAGAGAUAGAGGCUGGUCGGCAUGGCGACUCAGCUGCCACCUCCAGCAAGGCCAAACAACUGCAGGCCCAGGAAGAGAAUUACAUGCGUAUCAAGAUGCAGUAUGAGAGACUGUAUCAGGAGAUGAAGGACAUUGCAGUGGCUGGCCUCAUUCAGAAGAGACCCAAAAUGAAGGCCUCUCGCAGCCUGCCGGCCAUCGGCCUCGGGGCCAAGCACACGCCCAGACCAAGACCGUCGCUCUUCGGGCAUUUCGUCCCCCCUCCUGAAACAAGAUCACCUGACUCCACUCCACAGACCUCCACUUCUCUUCUCCUUUCACCUCCUCCUCCCUCCUCCUCCUCCUCAGUGGAUCCUAACUCAGAGGAGGUUGUGUACAAGGACGGAGUGGUAGUAGCUGGCUCCCUCGAUGGACUCAUCUCUCUACUAUUACCCUCUCAGACACACCAGAUUGAGCAGUCAUAUGUGUUUGCAUUUGUUCUGUGUUCACGGCUCUUCAUCCAGCCUCAUCAGCUGCUGGGGAGAGUGACAAAGAUCUUCAGUUCACUCCAGAAACAGCAACCUUCUUCCUCAACAGACUCCGGACCAGCCAACAAGAUAGUCGAACUCCUCAGCGAGUGGGCGGAGAUGUUUCCGUACGACUUCAGAGACGAGAGGAUGAUGAGGUCACUGAAAGAUGUCACCCAACACUGUGCCUCCCUCUCACCUGAGCUGAGGAGACUGGUCGGCCAGCUGCAAGCGGCCCUCGUAAAGAAGCUCUCGGUCCUCGACAAAUAUGAGCACAUCCUGGCCCAGGUGAACGCCGUUUCCAUGGAGAGAUUAAUCAACCCUAAGACACAGGUAAACAUUCUGUCAGUAUGUGACUCGCCUCAGGAAUUGGCCCAGCAGCUGACUCAUAUUGAACUGGAGCGACUGAACAACAUAGGACCAGAAGAGUUCAUCCAGACCUUUGUCAGAUGUCCAGAGGAGACUGAGCCUCUCUAUCGGGACAUGAAGAAAACAUCAAACAUCGAGGCAUAUGUCGAGUGGUUCAACCGACUCAGCUACCUGGUUGCCACGGAGAUCUGUGUAUCGGACAAGAAACGGAACAGAGCAAAACUGCUUGAAUUCUUCCUGGACACGGCCGCAGAGUGUCGCAAACUCAACAACUUUAACUCCUUCAUGGCCAUUAGUGCUGGCUUGUUCAUGAGCCCAGUUACCCGACUGAAGAGAACGAGAUCAAAAGUCAGUUCUUCAAAACUUCAUACAAUUGAGGCGUUUGUCGAUCCAUUCAGCAACUUUUCCACCUAUCGCCACGCUCUGGUGUCGGCCUUUGCACAGGCCAGCAAGAGCAGAGAGAAAAUGUGUGUGGUUCCCUUCUUCUCCCUCCUCGUCAAAGACCUCUAUUUUCUCAACGAGGGGAUGAGCAACAGACUGCCCAGUGGGCACAUCAGGUUUGAGAAGUGCAUGGCUCUGGCUAGACUGGUGUCACAGAUACUGGCCUACAAGGAGACAGUGCUUCCGUUCUCGAGAGUGAGAGGUGUUCUCAACUACCUCAUGACCAUCCCCAUCCAUACUGAUGAUGAGCUGCAGUUGGCGUCCUUUGAAAUCGAGCCUCCAGAGAAUGCCGGGGAGAAGAAACGAUUUCAGGAACUGAGAAUGUUGCUGGGGUCAUUUGGGCAGCGAAUAGGUCGCAGCAGUUCCGUCUACUCCCCAACCUUCCCUCCAGGGUCCCUCCCAUUCUCUCCAAUACAGGAAGAAACAUAGCAACACACACACCAUUACCUCACCACUAUUGCCCUCCGACAUACCACCAUUUAGCCACACCCACCUGCCAUGCCCACCCUGAACACAGCACUCAUAACCAAAUCGUUUGUUCAUCAUUAACUCCACAUGUCCAGACUGGACUUUUUAAUUACAUAUUAUUUAUUCCUCCCUUUUGCAUCAUAUUACACUAUUAAAUACUUUUCUGACGCAAUAUCCCUCCCUUUUGCAUUAUAUCGUCAUAACGGAUUGUUUGUAAAUUUCCUUUUCGUUUCACACUUUAUGAUUUUGUUUUUAUACCGGUAAACAGCAAGUGAUGAAGUACAAAAUUGAAACUGAUUGAAAAUAUUGUUUGCGAUUCAGAAACGAAAACCGAAUGCAUUGUGUUGUCAAAGAGACUGUGAUUAUGAUUACGAGGUAAUGAUGACAUCAUUGAUAUUCACGAGUCAUUUUCAGUAGAGGAGGGACAGUGUCAGCAAAUUCCUCGGAACAAGAGAGUUUCGGGAACUUGUAGGUAAGGAGAGAGGGGUGUGGUGGAGGUGUGGUCGCCGUGGGAACCAGCUGAUGUAGGAGGAGCCAUAGGAGGUCGGGGUCAGAGUUCACGAGAGCGGUCAGACUGGACUGACAGGUAUUGACGAGUCUCUGUGGCUGGUGGCGACUGAGGUAAGGUAGACAGGCUGCUGCCAGUGUCUCCAGGUCACUGGAGCUGACCUGUGUUUGACAGAGAGGACAGCCACAGUGUCCAACAUCUUCAUCUGCAGUUUGCAGGCCACGGAGUACUGGUACACAGCCGCAGACCCUCGGCUCCCCUCCGCCAGUCUCGUCAGAGAUUGUGCAAUCACUGGCCACACCCCCUUCACCACCCUCCUCCGUAUAAAGUCUCCACACACCUCACACAAGUCCCACAGUAGCUCGAGAGCUUUUAGAGCCACCAGGUGGGCGGGGUCACUCAGCCUUAGCAACAGGGAAGGCCACACCUUGUGGACAAGGGGAAGGAGGGCGCGGUGGGUGUGGCUGAGACAGUGGAGACAGUGGUGGAGACAGUCCAGGACAGUGAGAGGGAGAGAAGGGGAGGAGGAGGGGGAGGAGG